AUGAAGAACGACGUCGAAGACGGCGGCGGCGGCUUCUGCUUUCUGCGUCUCUCGACGGAAGCGGCGGCGGUCACCGGUCGGAAGCUGGGCCCGGAUGUCAAGCAGCCGGCGGAGAAAAAGACGGAUGUAAAAAUCAAAAUUAAAGAUGAUCCAGGAGGGGGAGCUGCUAAGCCCAGUAUGGAACUAUCGGACUUCCAUAACGAACGGAAUAGCACGUCUUCGGUGAGCCAGCCAGCACACUAUUCCGCGGUGGGCCCGGUCAACGGUGGGUCGUCGAGUAUUGUCAACAGCACUGGGGAACAACGGAAAGCUGCCACCGGAGGAGAGCCCGUCACCAGCGCGAUUAGCGGCCCAAGCACGACGACGACGAUAGCGCAGAACGCCAGUGUGGCGGCGGUGGUGGCGGCGGCGGCGGCGAGCAACGUGAUCGCCAGCAAUUGUGCGCCAUCCAAUCACAAGUACCUGCAUAAGAAGUUUAAGCGUAUUGCCAGUGUCACCCCCACGGAGGAAGAGGACGACGAGAGGGAGCGAAAGGGCAAGAGCAGCGCACAGGAAGCCUCCGCCGUCGCCACCGCCGCCGGUGGGAGGCUACUAGCGCUCGGGAACGGGUUGAUCGAAAGUUCCACCUCCAGCACGGCGAACACGGCGGCGUGGGUAGCACAGCACAGUCACACACCGCCGGGCACGGCCACCGAUCCGUACGGUGCAGUUGGGCCAUCGUAUCCCGCGGUGUUGCACCAACAGCCGGUGGUGGUCGUACGUCCUUCCGCGACGGUGGCUCCCCUCAUAAACCUAGCGUCUUCCACGGUGGCGCCUACACAGCUCAACGCCCAACAUCUACGCAUCAUCGCCGACGAUGAUGAAUGUGCCAAAACGGGGAUAGUGCGAAAGUCGACCACCACCAUCAGCAGCAGUAGUAGCAGUAGCCGUCGGCAACUGGCCAACGGGAGCUUUGACGUUCCCGGUGUCAACGAGCAGUCCCAUUAUUCAACGCUGCUACACCCUGUGGAAGCGGUUAUCGGUUACAGUCAACAAUCGUACCAUCCUCAGUCGCUGCUGCUCCAGCAGCAGCCGGUCAGUAGACUUCAGAAACAAACCAGUACCACCAACAACAGCACCAGUAGUGUCACCACCACCGGGGGUGGUGGUCAGCCAUUAUCGGCGCUGUCAUUGUCCGUCGCUGAUAGCUGUGAUUUGGGCGCCGGUGCACCGAUAGUGGCCACCGUCGGAGGCGAUCACCCGAGCCGGUUCGCCCGAUCGCCCCAACCGCGGACGACCCCGGUACAAUUCAUCGUCGGCUAUCAGCAUCAUCAGCAGCAGCAGCAGCCGGCGGAGUAUCAGCUGCACCAUCAGCAGCCCGUUCCUUUGUUGCUUCAUCAACCUCACGCCGCCGCCGCAGGGUUGAUGUACGCCGGAUCCGGAGCCGGAGGAAGCGCCUACGUUGGUGAUAACGAAGCGACCAUCCAGCGCCACCACCACGACCGUCAUAGCCGCCGUCAUCAUUCGGCCUCCGUCGGGGUGACCCGUUCUUCGUCGCCUUCGGCCGGCUCGUCUGGUUCACCGUCGCCCCCGGCGGUAGCAAGUGCCAUAGCCGCAGCGGCAGUUGCGGCCACAGUUGGUCUUCCAAAUAGUACAACCCUUCUAGCCGCGAGUGGUGCCGCAAUCGGCCAGCACUUCAACAGUGCGGUCGCCUCAGCCAUCGCUCCCGGGGCAGCCAGUGGUUCGUCCACUGGCCGGUACGUGUGCCCGUACUGCCAGAUGAACUGCAGCAAACCGUCGGUCCUGGAGAAGCACAUCCGACGGCACACGAACGAGCGGCCCUUCAAGUGUGUUCUGUGCGGAAUCGCGUUCAAAACGAAAAGUAACCUCUACAAACAUCGGCGGUCGCGAGCACAUGCUUCAAAAAGCCAGGGCGAGGAUUCCUCGGGACACCCGCUGCUGCUGGACGAGGACGGUGCAUCGAUCGGUGGGUCGGACAUUGAUGAUAAGGAGCUGAGUAACAGUGGUUCCGAAAUUAUGAACUAUCGUGGAUCUCCGAUGGAGGACCGAGUGCACUCGCCGCAGCAGCUGCUGGUGGAGAAACCGUACAAGCCCAAGUUCCACAAUGCAGCCCUGUAUAGUAACAAAUUCGACUGCAAACCAGUGGCAACCGUUGGCCCGGUCGGGGCCAAUGUGAACGUCGUAUACUCCAGUGCACCGCAGAGUAGCGUUACCAGUAGCAGUAAUUCUGGCGUUGGGUCAUUCGGAUCAAUCACACAAGCAGGAGGAGUAGGUCCUGCGCAUGCCAUCGUUGGGCCACACUAUCUGAACGGACAAAACGCAGAAUCGCUCGAGCAGCACAUAUCCAAGCUUAUCAUGCAGAACGAAGCGAUCGUCGACGUGGUGGAGGCUCCGUUGCAGAAGAAGUACCAUAAAAUAACGGGCAUAAGCCGGGGCAUUUCGGUUACCGGUGUGGCUCCCCCCCUUGGUGGCGGCGGCUGCGGCGGUUCUUCGGUGUCGGCGACGGGCAGCUGCAACCCUAUGCAAGGCGGACAAAUGGUAGCGGCGCACGAUUCGACUUCCACCCGGCUUCUGGCCAAUGCGUUGCUGCACAAACGGCAGGCAGAAGAACAGCUACUUCUGCAGCACCAGCAACACCAUUUGCUACAACAAAUGCAACAGCAGGAGCAGCAACAGCAGCAACAUUACUUUCACUACCUUCAUCAUCCCGGGCAGCAGCAGCAGCAGCAGCAAAAUGUGAUAAAUUUGGCCAGCAAAGCGAUUGUGGCACCAAAAACGAGCGCCACUGUUCGGCAGCAGGCGCAGCAGCAGCAGCAAAGACAACCGUUACUACAGGUGGUAUCAUCUUCGCUGACGUCCGUCGGUGACAAUGCCGAAAAUGGCCCUCUACUGUCGAAUGGCCCAGAAGGGGCGUCUUCUUCCGCAGCCGGCACCAGGCCCGGGAGCAGGGGCAGUACGAUCGUGGAUGCCGAUGAGCCAAGCACUGGCGGCAUACAGCCUUUGAACCUCACCAAAACGACGACAAACACGGCAGAUUAUUCGCUAUCGCAGGCCUCGGUUCUCCUGCAACCAGCGGCAUCAGCGACGGUCAACAGCGCUUCGGUAGACGGUGAGCCAUCGCACGCAUUGAAACCGUAUCGCAAGCGAGUGCUAGAACCGACAUCGGCGGUAUCCGUGGUGUCAGCGGUCGUGGCACCGACUGUAACGAUGACGUUCGUAGCCACGUCGUCGUCGUCGUCGAUGGUUUCGGUGUCAUCCAGUUCGGCAGCGGCAGCAUCAACGGCAGCAGUGGAUAUGGCACAACCACCACCGCAUCACGUUCCGUUGCAUGUGCAAAUUUCAACGGCCCCCAGUGGCCCUAUCGUUCCUCCGCUGCGACCAACGCCGACCUCGACACCGCCAAUGACGGUGGCGAACCACCCGCAGAAUCCGGAGCGUUCCAUCAUCAAGGAUCUGCUGCUCAACUCGCGCGGCUUCGGGGUGGUGCAAAACCCGGACGGUGAGAACGGGGAGAACCUGUACACGUGCAAGAUGUGCAACGUAUCGUUCCGGGACGUGGAUUCGCUCAAGUAUCACAUGAUCUGCCACUGCCAGGGUAGCGGGAGCAAUCUGAACAGCCCCUCGUCAUCCAGUGCCCCGAUCAGCCCGGUCGGCUCUCCGUCCGCUGCGGCGGCUUACAUACGUUCGCGCUCCGUGAGCAGCCUGAAGCAUUUGGCACGCUCCUCCCUGAAUCCCCCGGCCACCGCAGGACGCCAGCCGUCGUCGCUGUGCAAACUCGCCAAAUCCCAACUAACGAGACCGCGGCCGAAGCCGGAAAAUAUAUCGAUCGCACCGGCAGCGCUCGGUGGCUCGUCACCGGCACCGCUGCAUGGCGGCGACAGCGACGGUGCAGGAACAUCAUCGAGAAGCGCCAGCACGUCGUUCGAGUUGAUACAAAAUCCGCUCCCUUCACCUGGGCCCCUGCUCGGAAACACGCGGCUCGUGGAUCCACAGCGUGGCAACGAUGGUAAAUCACAAAAGCACGCGCCGUUGGCGGUGGACGGUGGUGCGAUGGGCCGCCGGGAACCGGAAAAGGGCGCUGACGUGCUGGUCGAAAUCGAUCACGAGGAGUCUCACGAGCGUGCGGCAAUGUUCCGCCAGGCGUUGCAGUCCGCGGCGACACACUUUCACUUUCCACCAAUCAACCAGAUUACGGCCUACAAUCCGCUAACGCUGCCAAAGGGACAAGCCGCCAGGCAAGAGACUGCCGAUCCGUCACUGGGCCAGGCGUCUCAGAUCGUGCACGGUGGAAAGCUGAUCCCCUUCGUGCAGGGCAUGCCAGGUCCAAACACGCUCACCGCGGUUGCCGUGCCCGGUGGUAUGGAUGCGCUGCAAUCUGUCCGCACUGCCCCCGGCGUCAGUACGACGGUGGUCAAUCUGCAGUCGCUGCUAACGAUUGUCGUACCUGCCGGAAGCUGUUCCACUGCCUCGAGCGGUCCCACAUUGGUCACCAGUUCGCUACCGUACAAAGUGCACCCGUCGGCGACCGAUAACAGUUCGUCGCUGCUGGCGAUCCAACAGAUCUCCCGCCUCGGACCGGACCCGGCGGCUGUGGAAAAACAUCUCAACAAAUUUUCUGCUGCAGGAGCAGCGGUGCCACCAACGAAUCAACCGAAGAAUGGAUUUUGUCGUGAAAUCUGGUCACCCGCCAAACAGCAGACACAGGCGGCACCGGACGUGCUGUUCAAAAAGAGAUUCAACUUCACACGGAUCGCUGAUAACAUAAGUCCACGCAAAAAAGAAACCCCAAAAGAAGUGGUGCGCGGCACCGCCAGCGGGCUCGUCACAGAGGGCACGAAAAAGAUCGAAGAAGUGCGGUACUUCAACUUCGAGACAAUGAUAUCAAAGUCGGAAAUACUGAUAAAACCGCCACCACCGCCGUCCGCCACCGGCGUGACACCGACACCGUCAUCGGCGGCGCAGCAACACGAUAGCGCACCGAUCGGUGCCUCUCCGGUGCCGCCGCCGCCGCCGCCGGAUCAGAGUAACCUGACGCUGACGCUGGCUGCCAGUGGCUCAUUUCCGGCCCCAUCGAAAGCGAACAAAUUCCUGCGCCCCAACACACUGCCCCUGAAGCCGGGUACCUUCACACCGAAGCGCCACCAUGGCAUAACGCCGACCAACAACACGAUGCCGCUGAUUUCACCGGAAACCCCACGCCCCUCGAAGAGCUGCCGGGAGCUGUACUUUAACGGGCACGCGUACACGAACAUUGGCCUGAAGUCGAGCACGAAACCGUUCUACUGUACCGUCAACAAGACGCAACCGUUCUACUUCCAGACCACCAAGCAGCUGUCGAUGUACAGCAACUGGCAGGUCCACCCGGAGAACGACCCGCAUCCGCUCGGUUUCGGCCAGGUGACGGUGAUGGCGCUGUACGAUUCGAAUCAACAGCUCGACCGACGGUACUCCAUAGCCUGCCCGAAAACGGCCCCGCUAACGGUGGUGGCCAGUCGAGGUGACGUGGCCAUCAGCACCGGAGCGCAUUCGCUGGCGGGGGAAGCCAAUGUUCGCACCACCCCGGUGGAGGUGACAUCGAGUGUCGCUGGUACGCCGUUCGCACUGACGACGGCAAUAGUUGUCGCCCAGCCGCAGCAGCAGCCAUCGGCUGGGGUCGAUUGUGCUACGUACGGUGGUGGUGGCCACAACACUGUUACGCCGCCACCGUGCGAGGGAACACUUUCCGCAUCCUCCGAAACGCCCAUGCUCAAUGAACCUUCGAUGGAGGCGUCCACGAUUGGUUCCACGUCUCGGCAACCGUCACCGCGCAGUGAGUCGGCUGAGCCACCGCUUUCCGGGGGCUUCGAAAGUACGGAAGAGUACACGUACGUACGGGGCCGCGGCCGGGGCAAGCACGUGUGCCCAUCGUGCGGUAUUCGGUGCAAGAAGCCUUCGAUGCUUCAGAAACACAAACGCACCCACACCGAUGUGCGGCCGUACUCGUGUCACUACUGUAGCUUCCAUUUUAAAACGAAGGGCAACCUAACGAAACACAUGAAGUCCAAAAGUCACUACAAAAAGUGUACGGAAUUGGGCCUCAAUCCGGUGCCGGUGCACGUCGAUGACGAUGGCGAUCAGCAGUCCGUAUCGAGUGAGCGUACAUCGACGAUACCGGGCGAUUCCGACACUCCCACCGAUAUGGAUGCCGACGAUACGGAUGACAGUGAAGAAUCCAAAAAUCGACUGCCAGAGCACGAGGCAGCGCAAGGUUUACUGUCGCUGUCGAUGACUCGGCCAACGUCGGCCUGCAGUAGUCUCGGUGGUGGUGGCGGCGGCAGCGGCGGCCCUGGGUCUACCAUGCUGUCCCUGGGAGAUGCAACUGCCGGCACGGCUUACGUGAAGCCAAGCCCCGUAGCCUACAUGAUGCCAGUGGAGGCCGUGGCCGGUCCUCUGAUGGAGGUUCAUUGUGGAUCGUCGGUAACGCUGGAAGCAAUAGCCGCCGAAGCUACGAUUAGGCGAGACGCCCUUCCGACGAAUGUUGUCCUGUCCGGCGCGUCUCCAGCGACAGCUGCACCAGCACCGCGGCGUGUGAUUACGUUUGGCAGUGGACCGAAGCUGGAGUACAACUUGCUCAAACACGAGCAGUACUACUCGGAUCCGAACGUGGGCCGAAAGAAGCGGGACUACGAACGAUCGUUACCGAACGCCAGCGAAGAAGCAGCCCAGGCGGGCGACGCGGAUGAUGAGGAUGAAACGGCCCGACCGAUGGAUUUGACCAAGAAACCGAGACAGUUGCUGGCCGAACGACGGGAUGGUGUGGAGGAGGUGGUCGCAGCAGCAGCCGGCAUCACUGCCUCCGACGAUCCACGCUACGACGAUGGUCGGCGGUUGUCGAUCAACUAUCAUCCCCAAACACACAAGCACCCACUGGCCAUGGUAACGCCGGCCCAGCAGUCGGUCGAGUUAAUGAGUCAUCACGGUCCGUUACAACAAAAUGUGCACCACCUCCACGAGCAGCAGCAGCAGCAACAACAACAGCAGCAGCAGCGGUAUGCGGGUGCAGUGCAAAUGUCGGACGUGUUGACGCCAAUCACGGGCACGGCCAACCUGUUGACCACACUCGUGUCCAACACGGACAAGAUCCCCUUGAUGAUACCGUUCGAGCCAACCGGUGGCACCACUCCCAGUGGCGUCGAUGGGAAUGCACAUUUUCACGAGUACCUGAAACAGAGAGCCCUGCAGGACACCAAGAUUAAGCAGAGCCAAAUGAAGCCCGGUUGCGGUAGUGGCAUCCUAAUGAUGCGGGACACCACACCUCCGGUUCAGCAGCAGCAGCAGCACCACCACCACCACCAACAACAUUAUCCAGUGCAGCCGAAUCUGCUUUUGCAGCCCGCGGUGGUAGACCCGAACCACCAGAAGCCACCGAGCCACUCGCCGGGGACUCAGGGACAACCGAGCGCCGUAAUGCCGUUGAGCACAACGACGACGGUGAUCGGUGGUGGUGGUGUGCAGGCGACAACGGAACGUGUUUACCGUAUUUUCAAUGGCAAGAACGAUCGCCAUCGUACCACGCCCAGCGCGAUCGCGGUCACUCCUAGCAACAACACGCUUACGUCGAGUGCCAUCGUGUCCACGGUGGGUGAGACCACGGUGGGUGAACCGAAAACACUGCUGGAAGUGCCACUUCCGGGGUCGAUGAUCUGUUCCGUGAUUCCGGGUCCGCCGGCUGUAACCGUCACGAGCGCCACGGUGGCGCGUGUGCUGGGUGGAGCCGAGUGCCCUCCACUGCCCGAGAAUGCUUCCCCGAUGGAUACUCUGGCUGAAAUAGCGGCCGGUUCGCUAAAGCUGGACGUUACCAAGGUACCAACGACGGUGUCGGCGGGUGACAAAGCGGUGGAACUUUCGGCUCCCGUGCUCCUCCCUACCCAUGCUCGUUCGCGGAGCAACAGCUCCACCUCGGGUGCAAACAAUGGUGCGCCCGUGGUGCCGGAGAGUGCCAAAACGUUGGCUUCCGAGUAUCUGAAGCUGACCAAAUCGGUUACAAAUGCGGCGGGCAAGCGCAAGCGUGAGGACAGCGAGAGCGGAAGCACUACCUCCGAUCAGGAGGGCCCGAUCGGUGUAUCCGCGCCUUCGACGGUGGCUGCCAUGCUUCCCGUCGGCAAUAGCGGCGUAUCGUCCGAAGGCAGACCGAUCGCAACGGUGGCUCCGAUCGUGGCAAACGCUAAUCCGCACGCUUCCCAGCAACAACCGGGUGACGGGAGUGCUCCAGCGAGUGCUGGGGUGGCCAGCAACCCGAUGGGGUCUGUCGCCGCACCGUCGGCCGCAGCGACGGACGUUGCCGCUGCGCAAACAAUCGGUCCCGUCCGGAAGAUGGUCGUCGGUGAGGACGGUUUCAAGGCUUCCGGUGGCGAGUUUGUCGCGGGGACGGCACCUACGUUCUCCCACCACAUGCAGGAGGACGGUGGCCGGCCGGUCUGUGAAAUAUGUCACAAAAAGUUCCACAAACUGUCGCAGCUCAGCAUCCACAUGAACAUUCACUACAUGGAGCGCAAGUACCGGUGCGAACCGUGCGGGACCAGCUUCCGGUCGCAGGGCCUCUACCUGAAACACGAACGGUCGGCGACGCACCGCAACAAGGUGUCGAUGACGAACACGUUCGGUGUGGCAACCGACACGAACCCGCGACCGUUUUACUGUCGCGACUGUGACGUCGGGUUCCGCAUCCACGGCCAUCUGGCGAAGCAUCUGCGCUCGAAGCUGCACAUCCUCAAGUUGGAGUGUCUCGGCAAGAUACCGUUCGGGACGUACACGAAAAUCGAAGAGUCGGGCAUGAACCUGAACGAGAUCGACACAUCGGACUGUGAAAAUUCACUGUCCAGCUUUCAGCGGCUCGCGAUUCAGUUGAAGGUGAAGGAUUCUUCCAAGAUGCUUCCGGCUGGCGGCAGUACUAUUGAUGGCCGCCCACUGUCCAGUGGUGGUGCUUGUGAUAACGAAACGGACAGUUGCGACGAAACCGAUAACGGUGGUGUCGGGCCGUCCGAAGUGUCUAGUGCAGGUGCUACAGCACCACCGAGGAAGAGUGGCGCUGAGCCUUCGUCCGAAGACUCUUCCCAACCGGAGUCGCGCCGAGCUAAUCCGCGGACAUCGGUGGAUAGCAGCAGCGGCGGCAGUAGUGAGCGGCGACUCGGUUCUCGGGUCGAGCCGGGUGACGGAGGACCGCCGCUGGUGCAGCGUAGUGAAAGUGAUAUCGAGCCGCGGAACAUAAACAACAACGUGAAGCGCAAAUCGGACGAUACGCCGGCUGGCGUUGGCGGCGAAAGCUCGGCGGCUUCCGACGCUAAACGGUUACGGUACGCGAACGAAUUGGACGCCAAGGGUUCGGCCAACCUUCAUGCUGUCGAAUAGAUUUCCCUACCGCCGUGUAACGCAUAGGUGAGUGCCAAAUUUUACUUCUGUGGGGUGGGGUGGCAAAGUAAAACAAAACCUAUAAGUGUAUUAAGGUACUACCAUUCUGAAGUGCAAAAAACACUACGCUGUGUAGUAGUGUGCCCACAAAACGUAUGUGCCAAUCGAACGCGCGGUUCCGUUCUUUCCUUCCCACAACACAAAAAGGGGUUCACAAACAGCAGCAGCGCAGGACCCUUCGUAGAAGGGACAAUUUAUGGUUCAAUAUGUUGCACAAUAAGCAGUUACUGUUACGUCUGUCGGGGUUAAAAUAGUAGCGGUUCGGUUCGGAUCUGGCCAUAGAGUGGUCACCGGUUAGCGUUACGUGCGCGCUGUGGUUUAAGUAGGAUUACAACACACGUUCUGCCCCCCCAAAUGAGGCGAACGAACCGAAUAUCUAGGAUAGAGGAUUCCGUCGAAACGUGUGGACAAACAGAAAAGCAUAUCGUGUGUAGGCAUAUAAUCCGUGUACGAAGGCGAAUGAACCUCACUGAUGAAGUCACUAUAAAAACAAACGUGCGAGUGACCAAAUUGUACACUAACAUCGAGUCGAGUUUAGUAUCGAGGAUUAACAGAUACCCUUAUUCGAUGUAGACAAACCAGUAAGAAAACAAAAACAUACACAAACCUCUACACAUCGAAAGUGCGAUAAAUAUGCGAUAAAAUUAUAUGAAAACAUAUAUUAUAUAUUUUUAUACUGACCAAGUUUUUCGGUUCCUCGCGCCUCUUGUCACAGGCUUAUUUUUUGAAAUCCCUUGACCAAGAGCUUGAGGCUAAACCUCUCUUCCUUAGGAAUUUUUUGGCUAUUAUAUGGUACGUCCUAUUGGAAGAGGCAAACAAAAAACGGAGAAGAAAACACGGUACAACUGACACUUUUACCUACCUUCGUGUACACCACAACACCGUCUUUAUCAGUCGAAAGAUAUCCAUUGAUCCAUCGAGAUAUUUGUUACUUUUCCAAAGAAAGACAAACAAAAACAUAGAUAAAGCGGGCUUUACACUCUUAGAGAUCCGUUGUCGCAUAUCAACACCCUUUUUGCAAAAAUCUAUUGUCGAGAGAACGUCGAGAGAAAACAAUAGAUAAACACCACCGUCACCACACAAAACAUUCGGGGAAAGGUUCGUGGAAAACCGUCGCGGCGUGUCGUCGUCAUCAUUUGGAAACAUUUUAUAAAGGUAUUUGUUGGAUAUUCUGUUCGACAGCCACUUUAGUGUGUCUCACAAGUGAGCCAAUUUCACUUGUAUUAUUUGCACAAGACCUUUGGGCGGUUUGUGGCGUCGUGCAAGUUUUGUUGGGAAAAGAGUGUCCACUUUUGUGCGUUUAUUUGAGGCAAGAAAUGCAAAAACACAUCGAUAUAUGCCACAUUACACAUCAAAAACAUUCGUUCGCGACCCUACAUUAUUGUAGUGUAGUGCGCCAAAUGCCCGAACAAUUUUAAUAUUAACGUAGCGGCCAACGGGUGGGACCGAUCCGAUGUCAACCGGUGACCGAAAAACGUAACUAUAUGAUAUAUGUAUAUAAUGAGUUAAAAACCAGAAACACAAGCUAAGCCGAAAGCUAUACUAGUAGAUAUUAUACGACUCAUUACGAUAUAUAUAUACAGCAAACACGAUAUAUUUCAUAGUAAAAAGAAGGUGAUUUUAGGAUGUAAAACUCUAAAUCAGUAACAAACGCAAAGUGAACGGGAAAUACAUCUACACCUAAGCAUCAAUCAAACUCAAGAUGAUAAAACAAUGGAGUAAAAAGCUGAAAAUUCCUCACUAAAGUAGUAACUCACAAAAACCAAAAGUCGGGCGAACAGUAGAAAGCAAAUAAUCAUUGGCAACAACGCACACAACUUGUUAUUGGUUUACAAAAUAUUGAAACAGACAGCAACUACUAUUACUACUACUACUGUGUAAAACCCGCGGACCAGAACCAGAACCGGAACGAAAGAAACCGAGAGAGAGAGAGAGAGAGGGUGACAGAGGAUUUUCAACUGUAGUCAACCGCCAUGCGUUGUGCUGGCUUCUUGGAAGACAGAACACUAGACACACUGUUGUUGUGACCAGAAAGAGUUUGAUUGAGGGCCAACAAUGAAUUGGUGUGGCGGAACGGAUACAAAAACGGACUUGUGGACACGGAUAAAACUAACAUCAUGUGCAUUCUAUUUUAUGCAAUAGAAAAAAGGCAAGUCAAACCGAGCGCCAGUCAACGGAGCGCCGGUACAUGCUAUCAGUUAGGGUUAUAUCUUAUAAUUGAGUAAUAUACAAACCGAUAUACGAU
Anopheles cruzii is the source of this 11692-nucleotide messenger RNA. RefSeq lists its product as uncharacterized. The transcript has 9 exons. NCBI's taxonomy places the organism in Eukaryota, Metazoa, Arthropoda, Insecta, Diptera, Culicidae. The record is from RefSeq and is a predicted model, not a curated record. Gene Ontology annotation, cellular component: nucleus. The coding region runs from base 1 to 9387 and encodes 3128 amino acids. Gene Ontology annotation, biological process: regulation of transcription by RNA polymerase II. Gene Ontology annotation, molecular function: RNA polymerase II cis-regulatory region sequence-specific DNA binding; zinc ion binding; DNA-binding transcription factor activity, RNA polymerase II-specific.